Molecule: messenger RNA, 2184 nt
Organism: Necator americanus (New World hookworm)
Lineage: Eukaryota; Metazoa; Nematoda; Chromadorea; Rhabditida; Ancylostomatidae
Exons: 10
Coding region: 1-2184 (727 amino acids)
Source: RefSeq, a predicted model, not a curated record
AUGUCAAGCCCGACCAUCCCCACCGGUGAAGCUCGACCAUGGAUUCUCUCUUUGGAAGUGCGAUUCGCUAUCAAAACCAUGAAACCUGGCACAGCCCCUGGACCUGACUUUCCAACAGCAGACCUUCCUCGAGCUAAGGUUUGCCAGGAAUACCGCCUGCCCCUUGUUCUAACCUUCGUCGACUAUGAGCAAACCUUCGACAACGUAGAAAUGGAUGAAAUACUGUCAACGCUGGCCGAUCAAGGCGUGGACGCGUCGUAUGUGAGGACAAUAUUAUGUUUGGACGCGUUGCUUCAAAUUCAUCUUUUCACUCUACCUGGUUUCAGACUAAAUUGUAGAGUAGAGGAAUCUAAUGAGUGUUACCAGCAUCUCUGUAGACUUGUUAACAAACAUUCGACAUCCGAGUGUCCCGGAAUCUGUCGAUUCACGGCGGCAGAAUACUAUAGAAUCAGCGCUGUAGGCCUCGAAGAAGGAGGCAGAAUGCCUUCUGAAAUUUGCAUGAACCCUGCUUGGAUUACAACUGCGACUCCAACUCCAACAACGACAGAAGCAACAAUGCGGUUGCGCGCGGCCCGCUCAAUCCCGAAUUUCAGGGACCUAUAUAUGGAUUCCACCGCUUGCAAAAGACUUUGCGAAAAAUUAUUCAAUAGAAUUGUUAAAAGGUCCUCUUCUUGUACUCCACGCAAUGACCGUAGAUGUUUUUUUGAAAGUUGUCAAGGUGUAAUUGGUAGCGUCGCUGCCACAGAUGAUUAUAAUGAAUGUCCUUCUAUAUGUGAUUCUAUGUCAAAUGGAAUGCAUUAUCUUCAUCUGCCUGUGCUGCUGACUCUGAACGAAGUUAGAAAUAUUUGCAAGACCCUUCAUUUCCAAGAGAAGGCUAGAGAGCCUCAAAGAGCAACGGGAAGAAAAUCAGCAGUGACCUAUCCAAAAAAAGAAGUUUCGGAUUGCACAGAGCUAUGUGAAACCGUACUUCCUGAAACUCUUAAACCUUUUAAAUACUUUUGUCCUGAUGGAGGAAAAAAAUAUAACCCUUGUGUUCUCAGUUCUUGUAAGGGCGUUAUUAACGGAACACUGAUGUACGAUGGCCAAGAUGCCAAAGAUGCUUGCUCGAAACUGUGUUCAUCCAUGGCGUGUGCAAUGCGUGGCCGAAACAUGGAUAAACAACAGUUUGGUGAAGAACAGAUUCGCAAACUUUGUUUAGAAAUUGCACCGUCAGUAAGGACUUCAAAGCCUCCAAGAACAACAGCAGUAACCUAUCCAUACAAAGAAUUUUCCAAUUGCGAAGAAUUAUGCGUGUACGUAUUUCCUAGAACUCUUAAACCUUUUAAAUACUUUUGUCCUGAUGGAGGAAAAAAAUAUAACCCUUGUGUUCUCAGUUCUUGUAAGGAGGUUAUUAACGGAACACUGAUGUACGAUGGCCAAGAUGCCAAAGAUGCUUGCUCAAAACUGUGCUCAUCCAUGGCGUGUGCAAUGAGUGGCCGAAACAUGGAUAGACAACAGUUUGGUGAAGAACAGAUUCGCAAACUUUGUUUAGAAAUUGCACCUUGCAAAGAGCUAUGUGAAAUCGUACUUCCUAAAACUCUUAAAUCUCAUGAGCACUUCUGUCAAGAUGGAGGAAAAAAUUAUAACCCUUGUGUUCUCAGUUCCUGUAAGGAAGUUAUUCACCGAACAGUUAUGGACGAUGGCCGAGAUCCCAACGAUGCUUGUCCCAAAAUGUGUUUGUCCAUGGCAGCCUCAAUGCUUGGCCGCAACAUGAAUAGACGACUGUAUGGAAAAAAAAACUUUAUUGAAUUUUGUUCGAAAAAUCUAUCGUCUGGGAGCACUGCCAAGUCUCCAAUAACAACAGCUAUCCAAAGGACCUAUCCAAAAGAAAAGUUUUCUAAUUGCAAAGAGCUAUGUGAAAUCGUACUUCCUAAAACUCUUAAAUCUCAUGAGCACUUCUGUCAAGAUGGAGGAAAAAAUUAUAACCCUUGUGUUCUCAGUUCCUGUAAGGAAGUUAUUCACCGAACAGUUAUGGACGAUGGUCGAGAUCCCAACGAUGCUUGUUCCAAAUUAUGUUCGUCCAUGGCAGCCGCAAUGCUUGGCCGCAACAUGGAUAGACGACUGUUUGGAAAAGAAUACAUUAGCGAAUUUUGUUCGAGUAUUGACCACAAAGACCACUACCAAGCCUUCGGCAGAUAUAUUUGA